AUUUAAAGAAAGACCAAUUUCUCCAGUUGAGAAUAAAUUUUUAUGUCUUUAUGUACAGCUCGAUUUAAGAGACCUCUUCCGGAAUUUAUGCAAAACGCAGAUUUUGAAUUAUUCAACGGUUAAUAAACAGCAGGAAGCGUUUAUAUACAAUGUGGAAGAUAGUAAACUAUUCUGCGGAAAAAGGAAAUUAAUGUUUGAAUGAAAAACUGAAGACGAUUAAACUAUAAAGAAGAAUUAUUUCACAAAAAUGAACGAUACACGUAAUAUGAAGAAAGAGAAGAAACAACAUAUACAAGUCUUUGUCCGUGUCAGACCGACAAAUAAUACUGAGAAAAUAGGAAAAUCGAUAACAGUUGUUGAUAUACCAUCUAAUAAAGAGGUGGUCGUUCGUGAAAGACCUCAUGAUAAAUUUACAAAGAAAUUUACGUUUGACAAAGUAUUUGGACCUAAUUCGAAGCAGAUCCAAGUGUAUAAUGCGGUUGUCAGUCCCUUACUGGAGGAAGUUUUGGCUGGAUAUAAUUGCACAGUGUUUGCUUAUGGACAAACCGGUACUGGAAAGACUUUUACAAUGGAAGGAAUUGACAAUGAUCCAUCAUUACAUUGGCAAACAGAUACUACUGCUGGAAUUAUACCACGAGCUAUAAGUCAUUUAUUCGACGAGUUGCGUGUAUUAGGUGUACAAGAGUACUCAGUGAGGAUCAGCUUUUUAGAAUUAUACAAUGAAGAAAUAUUUGAUUUAUUGUCUCCUAGUGAUGAUGCUGCGAAAAUAAGGAUAUAUGAAGAUCCAAUUAAAAAGGGUGCUGUAAUAGUGCAUGGAUUAGAAGAAAUAUCAAUACAUACUAAAACUGAAGUAUUUAAUAUUCUUCAGAAAGGAUCUGAUAAACGACAGACUGCAGCUACUUUGAUGAAUGCACACUCAAGCCGGUCCCAUACAAUAUUUUCUAUUACUAUUCAUAUAAGGGAGAAUACAAUUGAUGGUGAAGAGUUAUUAAAAACAGGGAAACUAAAUUUAGUUGAUUUGGCUGGCAGUGAGAAUGUUGGAAGGUCUGGCGCUGUCGAUAAAAGAGCAAGAGAAGCCGGCAAUAUCAAUCAGUCUCUAUUAACUUUAGGUCGAGUUAUAACAGCACUUGCAGAAAAGACUCCACAUGUGCCUUACAGAGAAUCUAAAUUGACGCGAUUGCUUCAAGAAUCAUUAGGUGGACGUACUAGAACUUCAAUAAUCGCUACGGUAUCUCCUGCUAGUAUUAAUCUUGAGGAAACAUUGUCAACAUUAGAUUAUGCACAUCGUGCUAAAAAUAUCACGAAUCGCCCUGAGAUUAAUCAGAAAUUCUCUAAAAAGGCACUACUUCAAGAAUAUAUUGAAGAAAUUGAAAGAUUAAAGAAAGAUUUAGUAGCAUGUCGCGAACGAAAUGGUAUUUAUUUGACUCCAGAUAGUUACAAUGAAAUGCAAUCUUUAAUAGAAUUUCAAGGUAAAGAAAUAGAAGAAAAAUUAAAUCAUAUUAAAGCGCUCGAAGAAUGUAUGAACUCUAAAGAGCAAAUAUUUAACGAAUUAAAAUCAAAACAUUUUGAACAAGCAAAUGAAUUAUUAAGUAUGAAAAAUCAAUUGCAAAAUACAGUAAAUGUUUUAAUGUCAACAUCAACACGCUUGGUAACAUCGGAACAAGAAAAAGAGGAACAGAAGCAUCUUGUUGAAAAACAUGCACAUACUGAAAAUAUUCUUUUAUCACAAGUACAAUCAGUUUUAGAUGUUGCUGAUACAGCUACUUCAGAUGUAAAUAAACUUCAUGAAAAAAUCUUUCGUAAAUUGCAAAUAGGACAGCGAAAUAAAUCUCUUGCGCAACAAUUUAAAAAUAAUAUUAAAGAACAAAUCAGAAGAAUUGAAGAUGAUGUUGCAUCACAUACUGAAAAUUUAAUUCAAUUCUGUACUUCUAUGAAAAAUCAUAUUGAUGCGCAAAAUAUUUCGUUUAAUGAGGACAUUGAAAAGUCGAUUCAAGUUAUGUCUCAGGAUCUCCUUAAUUUAAAACAAAAUAUUCAUGAAUUGAAGAAAAAUACAAAUGAUUCUUAUUUAAGUUAUCAACAAUGGCUAGAAAGUGAAAAUAAAGAUGUUACAACUAUGACUAAUGUUAAGAUUAGUAUGUUAAAUAAUAUUUCUUCUCAUAUUGUACAAAAAUUUGAUAAAUUAAUAGAAAAUAAACUAGCUGAAAGUUUACAAGCAUUAAACAGUGAUAUUUCUCAAAAUAUUGAUAACUUGAUAGAAUCUACGGAAGAAUCAAUAAUAUCAAUUUCUAAAUGUUUAAUUGAAAAGCGGGAUUGUUUAAAUAAUAAUAUGUUAGAAAUUAAAGAAUAUGUUAAGAAUAUUCGACGAGAUCAAAAUGAUAUUAUUGAAAAACGGACAAAUUUUUUAAAGAUGAUGGACGAUUUGCAACAUUGUUUCAAUGAGGUACAAAAAGAGGAGGAAGAAAAUCAUUUUACAGUGUGCACUCUAUUAAACACUAUUGAUGAAACUUGUGAAGUUAUAAAUAAUCAAGCUUCGGAUACUUACAAAAUAAAUAUAGAAAAACAAUACGAUUUACAAAAAAUAUUUCGAAAUGAUUUAGAUACAAUAAAAAAGGAAGUUAUUGAAGUAACAGAUCAGUCUCGGUUGUUACACGAAAGUGCAGUAGCACAAGCUAAAAUAUCAAUAAACGAUUUCCAAGCAGAUUUGAAUAAGAAUUGUGAUACAUUAAUGAAUUUUAAAAAUUGUGUGGAACGUAAUAUUACGGAAAUGCAACAAAAAAUGGAGAAAGAUAAAAGUCUUAUUCUAUCAGCAAUUAAUGAUGUAUAUGUGAAAGUUUAUACCACUAGUAAUAAACACAUAAAUUGCUUAAAUGAUUAUAAAAUCGCAUUUAUGAAUAUAUUUCCACAAAUAAGUCAAAAGCUUGAAAAUGAAAAUAUUAAUACAGCAAAUAUGAAUAGUAAAAUUGUUUUAGAAAUACAAGAGAUAAUUGAUCAAAUUGACAAAUUCUUUGCACAAGAUUUAUAUCGCGAUAGUCCAACAGGCUCAACUCCUGCAAAGAAAGAUUUUCGGUAUUCUAAAAAACUUGUUAAAACAUCUCCACAUGAACGAUUGCUCAAAAGAUAUAGAGAAACGCUUAAAGACAUUGAAGAUACAGAAAAUGAGCCUAUGCUACUACUGACCCAUAACACGCCAAGAAAGGAAACUGUGGAUACAAGUUGACAAGCAAACUUUAAAGGAAUUACAACAGCAUAUGUAUUAUGUGAAAAUAUAUUAAAUAUGAAUUUUUAAAUUGUAUUUCAUAUAUAACAGUGCGACAAAAUAAAAUUGGUCAAAUCUUUUUAUA
Messenger RNA from Frieseomelitta varia, 3341 nucleotides. RefSeq names its product kinesin-like protein Klp61F. NCBI's taxonomy places the organism in Eukaryota, Metazoa, Arthropoda, Insecta, Hymenoptera, Apidae. The transcript is spliced from 16 exons. Gene Ontology annotation, cellular component: spindle microtubule; nucleus. Bases 248 to 3217 code for a protein of 989 amino acids. Gene Ontology annotation, biological process: mitotic spindle assembly; microtubule-based movement. The record is from RefSeq and is a predicted model, not a curated record. Gene Ontology annotation, molecular function: microtubule binding; plus-end-directed microtubule motor activity; ATP binding.